Molecule: messenger RNA, 2094 nt
Organism: Engraulis encrasicolus (European anchovy)
Lineage: Eukaryota; Metazoa; Chordata; Actinopteri; Clupeiformes; Engraulidae
Gene: tprg1
Product: tumor protein p63 regulated 1
Exons: 6
Coding region: 135-989 (284 amino acids)
Cellular component (GO): cytoplasm
Source: RefSeq, a predicted model, not a curated record
AGUGCGGAAGUAGCCUAAAAUCCUAACGCAAGUCUCCAUAAAUCAACAACGGCAUCUGCUGAAGCACACUUUGAUAUCUGAGAAUCGUGCCAGUCUAGACGUCAAUUUGCAGGUAUUUGUAUCGUACACAGGCCAUGAUGUCAGAGGGAGUCGAAGACUCAUUUAAUCCCGUGGAAUUUGAAGUCGACAACGUGAAGUCCAGCGAUGGACCAGAGACACAUGAGCUUCCCGGUGGUGAGGUCAGUGCGCAUCUUGCCACCGAGGAAAAGCCGCUACCAUCAGCACCGGCCAUGUCCAAGUCACCAGAGAAACCAAAUCGAUGGGUCAACGCAGUGGAUCAGUUCAAGCACAAGAGAUUCUUCGUGUUGAGGCCUGGGACUUUAGAUCACGCCAUAGAGGAAAUCAAAGGCCUCGUCAAUCGACAGCAGGAUGGACCCAUCAGUGGCAUCUGGCUCAUGGCUGAGGUGGACCACUGGAACAAUGAGAAGGAGCGUCUGGUUGUCCUGACGGAGAGGACGCUUCUGAUCUGCAAGUAUGACUUCGUCAUGUUCACCUGCGACCAGAUCCAGAGGAUCCCGCUGAACCACGUGGACCGCAUCACCCAAGGGCCCUUCUGCUUCCCCCAGCACUCCCUGCUCAAGAGAGAGGGCGAGGGCCUGCGUGUGUUCUGGGAUCGUUUGAGGGAGCCUGCCUUCUCAUCGCGCUGGAACCCCUUCUCAGUGGAUUACCCGUACAGCACCUUCACCCAACACCCCGUCUGCACCGUCAAUGAAAAGUUUGCAGAGCUGUGCAAGCUCCAGACCUUCCAGGAGCAGCUGACUGCAGGGGCCGAGCGAGCCCAUACGGAGAGCCCCGUCCCUGGGAAGGCCAACGGUGUGAUCACCCUGUACCAGCCCAUCCUCAUCGAGGCCUACGUGGGACUCAUGUCCUUCAUCAGCAACCAGAACAAGCUGGGUUACUGCCUGGCGCGUGGCAACAUCGGCUUCUGAACUUGGACACAAAGAAAGCAAGGUAACACUUAACUUGACACCGGUGUCAUACGCAUGACACAACAGUGUCAUAACAGUGUCGUGACGCAGUCAUGCAUGAUGUGUCAUAGACAUUAUGUCAAUGUCAUAGAUAUUUGUCAUUAAGUGACAUUCCGUUCUGGUGAAGACAGCCCUAACAAGGUCAACUUUUCAUGACCAUAAAACAUUUAUUAUUGAUAUCAUGUUUAUGACUCGCCCAUGACUGUGUCAUCACACUGUUUUGACACUAUUAUGACACUGUUAUGUCAUACGUAUGAAACUGGUUUCAAGUAAAGUGUAACCAAAAGCAGUUACACAGGGCUGUGCAAAGACCUUAGCAGGGGCUCAGGUAUUCAAAAGUGCACAUGUAAAAAAUUGGGGGGGAAUCCAAACAGCACAUCGACUGUAUUUAAAAGUGUAUUCAUAAUUGCAUCCUGGUAGACCAUACAUAGACUCUGUCUUUUUAAUUCUAAUUUCAAAAUAGUUUUUUUUUUUUUAAGUUUUUUUUAGAACUUCACUCCCGCAGUUAUCAAAAGGGCACUCUUGACAUUAAAGACCAAAAAGGUCAACUGCUAGAGCCCCUGUAGCACCGCUUCUUUGCACAUGUCUGCAGUUACAUGAGAAGAAUAUUUCGAUAUCAAACGGCGCAGUGGUAGUAUUUGGUUUGUGCUAGAGUCACGUAAACUCCAUGAAUAUUCCCGUUGCAGAAUGUUGUUCCAAACAUGUCAAUAUCGACCAUAUUCCAUGUGAAACUGCAAUACUCUGUGCAUGUAACUGUGCUCAAUGCAUCUUGGGACCAUACGUGGGUUUGUUUAUAUAUUUGGCCUUGCCACCUAGGUGAAGCUGCCACGGGCGACGUAUUGUAUCAUUCUUUUUUACUGUCUUUAAUGUGCAGAUUAAUUUUAAUUAUUGCAUGAAAUGGGAGUGACUCGUGUGAAAUGAUGUGCCUUUCUUCUUAGACAUUUUCCAGUCUCUAGUAAUACUAGGAAUGGACUAGUCAGCAGUGCUGUUGUUGAACUUCAUAAUCCUGUGAAAUCUGUGAUUAUGGCUAAUCCAAUGAAUGUAAAAAACGACAACAAAAAGAUCA